Messenger RNA from Drosophila obscura, 1613 nucleotides. It is a transcript of the gene wap, whose product is annotated as DDB1- and CUL4-associated factor 7. The record is from RefSeq and is a predicted model, not a curated record. Gene Ontology annotation, cellular component: nucleus. The transcript is spliced from 7 exons. The coding region runs from base 496 to 1527 and encodes 343 amino acids. Gene Ontology annotation, molecular function: protein binding. NCBI's taxonomy places the organism in Eukaryota, Metazoa, Arthropoda, Insecta, Diptera, Drosophilidae.
GAAAAUUUCUUAAUACAUUUUCGCAUGCAUUUAAUUUGUAGUUGUGCCCAAACGAUUUGUUAGUGUAAAGCAAUGUCACCGCACCGCUGAUGCCACUAGUGUCAGCUACCCGUCUUGGCCUGCUGCAAAUUGAACGCAUCAGCUUGUUGGACACUCAAUCACCCAAAUUCUAGACGGAUAAAGGCUGAACUGGCAACACUGCAGUCGCCAGAGCCGCCGCCGACACAAUACUCGGGCAAAAUGAAUAAACCAAAGUGCACGUUGGCUUUUUGUUAAUUUUUCGCAAUUUUUGAUUCGUGUCGUCAUCUUGCCAUCGUCAUCGUCAUUGCCAUUGUCAACUGUCGCCCACCACCCGCUCAGACCCUCCCACCAUCUUCGACAGUCUUGUGGGGGACACAUUUCGGCAGAGCCUUGUUCCCAGCGCAGCAUUGAUUGAGCCCGCCCCACACCUCAGCAUCUCUCAGUCGUUAUCAUAUUCCAAUAUACUGUUCAGUUAUGUCAUCGACAGCCGGUAAACGCAAGGAGAUCUACAAAUAUCUCGCACCAUGGCCGCUCUACUCCAUGAACUGGAGCGUGCGGCCGGACAAGCGAUUCCGCCUUGCCCUGGGCAGCUUCAUUGAGGAAUACAACAAUAAAGUGCAAAUCAUCAGCUUGGACGAGGACACCAGCGAAUUUAGUGCUAAAAGCACCUUUGACCAUCCAUAUCCGACGACAAAAAUCAUGUGGAUACCGGACUCGAAAGGCGUUUAUCCCGAUUUGCUAGCCACCAGCGGUGACUAUCUGCGCGUUUGGCGUGCUGGCGAGCCGGACACAAGACUCGAGUGCGUUCUGAACAACAACAAGAACAGCGACUUUUGUGCUCCGCUCACUUCGUUCGACUGGAACGAGGUGGAUCCAAAUCUGGUGGGCACCUCCUCCAUAGACACAACAUGCACCAUCUGGGGACUCGAGACGGGACAACCGCACGCCCGCGUCUAUGUGGCGGGACAUGUUAAGACACAGCUGAUAGCCCACGACAAGGAGGUCUAUGACAUCGCAUUCUCACGUGCCGGCGGUGGACGGGACAUGUUCGCCUCCGUGGGUGCCGACGGAUCGGUGCGCAUGUUCGAUCUGAGGCAUCUGGAGCAUUCGACCAUUAUUUAUGAGGAUCCUGCCCACACGGCGCUACUGCGUCUGGCUUGGAACAAACAGGAUCCGAAUUACUUAGCCACAGUUGCUAUGGACUCGUGCGAAGUUAUUAUUUUAGAUGUUCGUGUUCCUUGUACACCCGUUGCAAGACUGAGCAAUCACAGAGCGUGCGUCAACGGUAUUGCGUGGGCGCCGCAUAGUUCCUGUCACAUCUGCACUGCCGGUGAUGAUCACCAAGCACUGAUCUGGGAUAUACAACAAAUGCCACGCGCAAUCGAGGAUCCAAUUUUAGCCUAUACAGCUGCCGAGGGCGAAGUCAAUCAGAUUCAAUGGGGCGCCACACAGCCCGAUUGGAUAGCCAUAUGCUACAACAAAGCGUGCGAGAUCCUCCGAGUCUAAGAGUCAAUUUUGUCCCUGCCUGCCUCCUGCCUUUGGCUGUGGCUCUAAAGCACUUGGAUGUAAUUGCUAAACAACGCACAGUCAAC